CUUCUAAAAGAUUAAUUAAUCAUCAAUUAUCUAAAAUAAAUCCAAUUUUGGAAUUACAAAGAGCGCCUCCCACCAAAACAACCCUGAGGCGGUGGUACUGUUCCGUUUCUUCUCCCACAUUGGGAAAUCCCUGUUAUUUGUGAAACCCAGAAGAGACUGGUGGUAACUGUUCAAGCCGCCGCCGCCGCCGCCGCCGUAUGAGGAUCAGGAGGAGCCUUUUGGGGACACUCAUCUCACCUUUGCAUGAUGCUGAGUUAUAUUCACUCACAUUGAGUAUGAAACAUGAAUUUUGUAUUCAUGUUUGUAACUUUGCAAGACAUCUGAGCAGUUCAGCUCGCAUAAGAAAAGUGGAUUUUACAGAUCUUACCCAUCCUCACACAUGGUAUCCACAUGCACGAAAGAAGACUCGAAAUGUUAUUUUACAUGUGGGUCCAACAAACAGUGGGAAAACACACCAUGCCCUCAAACAACUGCAGUCAAGUUCUUCGGGCAUUUAUUGUGGGCCAUUGAGGCUGUUGGCAUGGGAGGUGGCAAAACGGUUGAACAAAGCUAACGUUCCUUGUGACCUUAUAACUGGACAAGAAAUUGAGGAAGUUGAGGGUGCAAAGCAUAAAUCUGUUACCGUAGAAAUGGCGGAUGUGUCUUCUAAUUAUGGGUGUGCUGUUAUUGAUGAGAUCCAGAUGAUAGGAUGCAGUACAAGGGGGUUCUCAUUCACACGUGCUUUAUUAGGAAUAUCUGCCGAUGAGCUUCACUUGUGUGGAGAUCCUGGAGCUGUUCCUUUAAUCAAGGAGAUCCUUAAAGUGACUGGCGAUAGCAUUCAGGUCGAAUACUAUGAGAGGCUCUCGCCCCUUGUCCCGUUGAAGGUUCCUCUGGGCCCAUUCACCAAUAUACGGACUGGCGACUGUAUUGUGACCUUUUCACGCCCUAAAAUUUAUAGGCUUAAGAACCUAAUUGAAAGGGGAGGAAAGCAUCUUUGCUCUGUAGUGUACGGUUCAUUGCCUCCUGAGACUCGAACCAGACAGGCAACAAUGUUCAAUGAUGCAAAAAGUGUCUUCGAUGUUCUGGUGGCAAGCGAUGCUAUUGGGAUGGGUCUCAAUCUCAACAUAUCUAGAAUAAUAUUUUCUACAUUAAAGAAGUUUGACGGUUUAGAAACGCGGGAUCUGACAGUAUCUGAGAUAAAACAGAUCGCAGGAAGAGCUGGCAGGUAUGGAUCUCAGUUUCCUAUUGGUGAAGUGACUUGUCUAGAUGCUGAUGAUCUACCCUUACUUCAUUCUGCACUGGAUUGUCCAUCUCCUAUAAUUGAGAAAGCUGGGCUAUUUCCACACUUUGACCUUCUAUAUAUGUAUUCUCGUCUACACCCAAAACUCGGCCUUUACGAUAUACUGGAGCACUUUGUAGAUAAUGCAAAGCUAUCAGAAAAUUAUUUUAUAUCUAAUUGUGAAGAUUUGCUGAAAGUUGCUUCUAUUAUUGAUGAGUUGCCACUGAGUUUGCACGAUAAAUACCUCUUUUGUAUAAGUCCAGUGGACGUAAAUGAUGAAAUCUCAUCCCAGGGCCUCACCCAAUUCGCAACGAAUUAUUCAAAGAAGGGCAUUGUUAGACUUCGAGAAAUAUUUACUCCGGGGACACUUCAGGUGCCGAAGACGCAAACAGCACUUAAAGAGCUCGAAUCUAUUCACAAGGUUUUGGAUCUAUAUGUUUGGUUGAGUUUUCGGCUAGAUGAGAGCUUUCCGGACCGUGAGCUUGCCGCAUCACAAAAGUCCAUUUGCAGCAUGUUGAUUGAGGAUUUCCUAGAAGGACUCGGGGGAUUGCCUAUGCCCAGGACACGAAGGUUGCCUCGCACCAUCGGAGGACCUACUUGAACUCAACGUCUCAAAGCUGCGAAUUUAUGGCCCCUAACUUGUGCCUUUUUUUACACAACUCCCAUGUUCUUACCAGAUUCUUGGAACAUCAUAAUUUUAAUGAAGAGGGCUCAUGAGCAUGUCACAAAGUCAUUCUUAGAAGAUCAAUCCUACAUGGUGUUCUCCAACUUGCCCACUUUCACAUCACGGAAUUUCAGGUUUUAGAUUAGACAUUCAUUUUGUGCAAGAGGUGCUACAAUCACACCAAAGUUGACACGGCCAGCGUUUCACAGACAAUAAUUUCCAAUAGAUAAUGGUUGUCAGCAAGAUGAGAUGGAGGCGCGAGAGUUUAACUAUAUAAGGUUCAAUAAACAUAACAUUUGUUCACGACUCAUCUUUUUUUUAACAGUGAGACAAGUAUUUUUCUUCACAGAGUCAAGUGUUAUUUUUGUGGGUUUGGAAAGACAUACUUCCUUUAUCCUAAUUUGCCUUCUAUUGAUUGUGUACAUUUUUUAAUGAAGUAAUAACUAUACGAGUGAUUU
Messenger RNA from Cuscuta campestris, 2380 nucleotides. Lineage: Eukaryota; Viridiplantae; Streptophyta; Magnoliopsida; Solanales; Convolvulaceae. The record is from the annotation of a GenBank genome assembly.